This is a messenger RNA of Teleopsis dalmanni, 2279 nucleotides long. It is a transcript of the gene Pat1, whose product is annotated as amyloid protein-binding protein 2. Gene Ontology annotation, biological process: intracellular protein transport. Lineage: Eukaryota; Metazoa; Arthropoda; Insecta; Diptera; Diopsidae. The transcript is spliced from 8 exons. The record is from RefSeq and is a predicted model, not a curated record. Gene Ontology annotation, molecular function: protein binding. Bases 154 to 2079 code for a protein of 641 amino acids.
AAUAAUGUUAUACUUUAGUUAAAAAUUAGACGUCGUUAUGUGAGGUUUAGGUGUCAGUGUCGUUGGAUUUAAAAUAGUUAAAAUCAAAUAAUUUAGUUGCAAGUGUUACAUCUAACUUUAAAAGUGCUUUUAGCACAAAUAUAUAUUGUAGAAAUGGCAAGCAUAAAUUAUACGAAAACUCCUGAAACUCUUUAUGAGCAGUGCAUAAAUAAAUACGUUGCAAAUCUCAAUUAUACAGUUACAAUGUUAGAUAGUGUACAAAAAUUACGUUACCUGCCACCAGAAGUACUUAUCGAUAUUUAUGUGCGAAUGGCUGAUCGAGAGGAGGUUAAAGAUAUGUUAUUGGAACAACUUUCGGAUUUAAAUAUAUUUGAACGCGUCUUAAGAUUUGAUCCGGCGCGUCAAAAACUUUUUCAUUGCCUUUCUGCUCUAAUGAGUAGCAACAAAUUACUUGCAGAUAAUCUUCAAAGAAACUACAGGACACAUUAUCAAAGAAAAACUAAAUACUCAAGAAAUACAGAAGAUACUAUAACAUCGAAUGUAUCUAUAGAAAAUAAUUGCACUAAAGUCGAUACUGCUCAAGAGUGCGAUAAUUCAACGGAUGAUGUUCCUAAUAUUAUUGAACAGGCUGAUGAUUUAGAGGCCUGGAAUUUAAGUGAAACUCAUUUCGGAAUUGAGGCAAUAGAUUUUGGUUUGCGUUUAGGAUCGUUUUUAUCUGAAGCUGGUUGGCAAGCAGAAAGUAUUCAAGUAUUACAAAGUGUUGCAGCUAGACUAAGAGACAUUAAAGAAAUGGAUAACGAGAUGCGUGUUUUACGGUUAGACUGCUUACAAAGACUUUUACAUUCCGAAGCUGCUUUGUUCAACUUUAAAUCAGCCAGACGCACAUAUGCCGAAAUAGUUGACUUAUUGAAAGAAAUUAAAAUUGAAAGUAUACCAAAUUCAUUACUGGCUAACACGUAUACGCAGUUUUCUGCAAUGUACUUUGCACGUAGUGAAUAUGAUGAUAGCCACAUGUGGAGUGUAGUAGCUAUGCGUCAUUUAGAAGAAAAUACACCUGAAAGAAUCGCUAUCGAUGUUUUGCGUCAAGCAGCCAAAGCGUGUGUAGUUAAGCGGGACUUUCACCGUGCAAAUAUGUUAAUAUCACAAGCAACUCAUCGAGCAGGAAAAAUUUUCGGUUCGAAACAUCAAAAAUACGCAGAUGCUUUACUUGAUUAUGGAUUUUUUCUAUUAAACGUCGAUUCAGUUUAUCAAAGUGUUAAAGUAUAUAAAACAGCUUUAGAUAUUAAGAGAUUCAUUUUUGGUAGUCGGAACUUUCACGUUGCAAUUGCACAUGAAGAUCUUUCUUAUGCCUAUUAUGUGCAUGAGUACAGUACAGGCAAUUUCACCUGUUCACGUGAACAUGUUGAAAAGGCUGUAGAUAUUAUGAAAGAUCUGGUACCAAGUGAUCAUCUUAUGUUAGCGUCAGCCAAACGCGUGAAAGCAUUAUUACUUGAAGAAAUAGCACUGGAUAAAAUGGCUGAAGGAAUUGAUGAAGAUGGUUUAUUACAACAAUCAGAAGAGUUGCACAAAUUUGCGCUUCAAUUAUCACUUGAAGUUUUUGGAGAAAUGAAUGUGCAAACAGCAAAGCACUAUGGUAAUUUAGGACGUCUUUAUCAAACUAUGAGUCGAUAUCAGGAAGCAGAAAGUAUGCAUCAAAAAGCUAUUAAAAUUAAAACGGAUUUAUUGGGCCAAUAUGAUUAUGAAGUAGGACUUUCAAUAGGACAUCUCGCUUCGCUUUAUAAUUAUCAAAUGAAAAAAUAUCGUGAAGCCGAAGACUUGUAUUUACGCAGCAUUGAAAUAAGUUUACGACUGUUUGGCCAUUCAUAUUCGGGUUUAGAAUAUGAUUACUUAGGUCUUUGUCAUGUAUAUGAAACAUUAAGAGAAUUUGAAAAAUAUCUUAAAUAUGCAACAAUAUUAGAAAAUUGGCAAACACUUCGUGGCCAAAAUCCAAUUUUAAAUAAAUCGAAUUACCCAGCUAUUGAUAAUGAUUGUUCCCUGGAGGAAGUAAAAAAAGAGUUUUUUAACUUGAUGUGUCCAUAAGUUUUAACAAAUCCAACAGACAUAUACUACACUAAAAUUAAUAUGUAAGCAAAAUAUUUAGGUAAUUUUACAUUUUAGUAUAAUUUAUGCGAACUGCUUUAGUCUAAAUUACAUAUGUCCAAUCACACAAAGAAUCUGCAUCAAUAUUUAUAUACAUAGGUUUGAAGUAUAUACUGAACAAAAUGUGAUUUUUAAACUUA